Messenger RNA from Adineta steineri, 966 nucleotides. The record is from the annotation of a GenBank genome assembly. Lineage: Eukaryota; Metazoa; Rotifera; Eurotatoria; Adinetida; Adinetidae.
AUGGCACUCUCUAAAAUUAGUUUCUUAUGGCUUCAUAUAAUUCCAUUAGUUCCAUCACUUAUGGUUACUACCUUUAUUCUUUAUUAUUUGCUCAAGACCCGAGUACUACGUACAGCUCUCAAUAAUCAUGUUAUUAUUCUCAUGCUUUUGUUUGGUCUUGUACUAGAACUUACUGAUACCAUAUGGUUUAUUUAUUUUUUUCGUACUGGUUCUGCUUUAUCAUUAACACAUGAAUUCUGUCUCGCCUGGGCAUACAUUGAUUCAUCUCUAUUCGCAUCAGUUUCAUUACAAAUGUCUUGGGCAACUAUUGAAAGACAUAUUAUUAUUUUUCAUUCAAACUUAUUUGCAACAAAAAGAAAACGUUUUUUCUUUCAUUAUCUUCCUUUGUUUAUAGUGAGUGUGUGGCCUCUAAUAUUUUAUUUCGUUACACUUUUAAUUCUCCCUUGUAAUCUACCAUUUGAUUAUAAUAGAAGACUAUGUGGUCAUUAUGAUUGUAUUAAUCUUAUAGAAUGGAUUGCAAUAUUUGAUAGUAUUGCACAUUAUAUGGUACCAUCAUUUAUUACUUUAAUUUUUAGUAUAACUCUUUUUGUACGUGUAUUGUAUCAUAAAUGUCAAAUUGGUCAAAGAAUUGACUGGAGAAAUUAUAAAAAGAUGGCACUUCAAUUAUUAUCAAUAUCUCUUAUAUAUAUGGUGUUAGAUGCUCCACCAACGAUAUUGAAUGUUGCUUAUCUAUCUGGUCUAUCAUCGAAUGUCGCCUCUGAUUAUUACAAUAGCAUGUUAGAUCUUAGUUUAUGGAUUAUACUAUUCACUCCAUUUGCAUGUAUUACAUCGUUACCGGAUUUGAAAGCAAAAUGUAAAAAUUUGAUUACGUUUCGGCGACGAACACAUGCUGUUCGACCAGCAGUAAUUAUAACAACGCGUCGAAACCCAAAUCAAAUAAUUACAACAGCACGAAUUAUUCACUAG